Molecule: messenger RNA, 420 nt
Organism: Neoarthrinium moseri
Lineage: Eukaryota; Fungi; Ascomycota; Sordariomycetes; Amphisphaeriales; Apiosporaceae
Exons: 2
Coding region: 1-420 (139 amino acids)
Source: RefSeq, a predicted model, not a curated record
AUGGCUCGCCAACUCAUCAGCUCCGGGUCAUCCUUUGAGGAAGAAAUCGGCUAUUCUCGGGCUGUCGUGACGGGGGAGUGGGUAUUUGUCUCGGGAUGCACAGGCUACGACUACAAGACUGGCGACAUUUCGCCUGAUGUCGCAGAGCAGACGGAGCAGGUCUUCAAGAACAUCCAGGCAGCCCUGGCCGAAGCCGGCGCGAAGGUGGAGGAGAUCGUGAGAGUCCGGUAUAUGCUCCCGGUCCGCGAGGACUUCCCAAAGUGUUGGUCGGUGCUCCGUAAAUGGCUCGGCACCACCAGACCGGCUGCUACGAUGGUCGUCACUGGGCUGCUGGACGAGGCGAUGAAGAUCGAGAUCGAGGUCACGGCUAAGAAGGGCUCUGGGCUUGUUAAGGAGGAGGAUGGUCCAGCACCUUUGUAG